Molecule: messenger RNA, 6293 nt
Organism: Pecten maximus
Lineage: Eukaryota; Metazoa; Mollusca; Bivalvia; Pectinida; Pectinidae
Product: axin interactor, dorsalization-associated protein-like
Exons: 10
Coding region: 32-922 (296 amino acids)
Cellular component (GO): membrane
Molecular function (GO): phosphatidylinositol binding
Source: RefSeq, a predicted model, not a curated record
UACCCGGGGGGAUGACAAGAAAAGGAAUGACAUGAAUGGUUUCGAAAACCAGGACAAAGUUAUAACUACCUGGCACACUGCAUUCAAGCGAUGCACCGACUUCGACUUAUGGGGACAGCCGGUUGAAGCUAUCGAUGGGUAUCACAGGCUUUCCAAACAGCUGCAGGAGUUCUCUGGAACAGACAGCCAAUUAUUCACAGAUGAACAGAAGAAAGUUCUUGGGAAGAUUUCAGUCUGUCUGAAUUUACGAUGCAAAGUAUUACAGAAUCCGGGAUCUCCGGAGGGAAUUAUGUUAGAAGAUUUAAAACGCAUCGGCUCAACUUUGAAGACUGUCCUGAGCCAAAAAUGUCAAGAUUUCCCAGUCGAUAUUACGGUAGCACAGAUCCGAACACAGUCCCUCAACAGCUCCCAAUUCGCAAAUUCUCCAGAUCUUGAUGAAGAAAAACAAGAAGGCAGAGCCAAUGGUAACCUACUUCCCAAACCUCUUCCUGUGGAGGGUAUGCCCACACUGACCAUCAGGAUUGAGAAGAUUUGUCUGAAGGACGCCCGCCAGUUUAUAGAUCCCUACAUCACUGUAUCCGUGAAAGACUCCUUGGGAUGCAAUCUGAUGGCCCCACAGGAAACCCCUGUGGCCACAAGGAAAGAAAGCCAGCAGAUCAUCUUCAAUAUGGACGUGUACAUACAGAAAUGGAUCGACAGCCUUCCCUCAGGCUUUGCCAUAUUUUUUGAGUUCAAACACUACAAGCCUAAGAAGUCCGCAACCAGUGUGAAGUGUUGGGCGUGUAUGGAGAAGGACGAAAUCAAAGAAGGAAAUGUGGCCCUGGAACUAUACAAGAAGCCAGCUGAUUACAAGAGAAAAAACAUCCGCCUCCUAACAGUUAAACCACUGUUUCUACAUAUCAAGCUUUUGUUCAAUGUGUAAUCAUUCUGUUUGGUCUAAUUAACAAAAUUUGUAUUUAAUUUCUCAAAAAGCUAUUUAUACGUCUAUGUGAUGGAACCAAUCUUAUUAGAUCUCUCAAGUGUAUUGCUUUAAAAUCUGUCAAAUAUGCCCUUUAUCCUCCAAUGUCAUGUCCAGUCUGAUUAUUAUGGCCAUUCAGAUGUCGGAUAUGACAAGUUUAUUUCACAUAUAGGGUGUGUUCCACAGGGAUCAAUUUGUUUAGUCCCGCAAGGUGUUAGAUUAGAAAGGUAAAUCUGACCUAGUUCUUGAGUCCCUCCGUAUGUCAGAUUAGACAGGUUAAUGUGACAUUUUGUUAAGUCCCACAGGGUAUCGGAUAAAACAGGUUUAUCUGACCAAUUUUUCUUAGUCCCACAGGAUGUCAGAUUAGACAGGUUUAUCUGACCAAUUUGUUGAGUCCCACAGGGUGUCAGAUUAGACAGUUAAUCUGACCAAUAUGUUGAGUCAAUUUAUAUAUCAUUAUUUAAAGGAAAACUAUUUAGUUGUACAGAUAAUAGAAGCCUUAUGUCUAGUAAGAAUAGACAAAAUAUGCUUUGAUGUCAUGAUGUUGAGUCUGGGAAAUAUCUUGCAUAGUCAUACAACAUAUUUUCAAAUCUCUGUUUCUGCAAACAAAUUUCAUGGUGAUCACUCCUCAUGGUAACCAGUCCACAUGGUAACUGGUCUUCAUGGUAACCAGUCCACAUGGUAACCAGUCUGCAUGGUAACCAGUCCACAUGGUAACUGGUCCUCAUGGUAACCAGUCCACAUGGUAACCAGUCAUUAUGGUAACUGGCCAGCAUUCUGAUCAAUCCCAAUGGUAACCAGUCCACAUGGUAACCAGUCCUCAUAGUAAUCAGUCCACAUGGUAACCAGUCUUCAUGGUAACCAGUCCUCAUGGUAACCAGUCCUCAUAGUAAUCAGUCCACAUGGUAACCAGUCUUCAUGGUAACCAGUCCUCAUGGUAACCAGUCCACAUGGUAACAUACCUUAUGGUAACCAGUCCUCACGGUAACUGGUCCGCAUGGUGACCAAUCCUCAACCGUCUGCAGAGACAGAAUUACUGUAAAUUGUUAUAUUUUCUUACCAGUUUUAUUAUCAAUUUUUAAACCAGAGGAAAACUUCAAUACAAUGUGUCAUAAUUUUUUUUUAAACCUGACAUAAACAACAGACAAGGGAAGAGUUGAUAGCAAGCUGUUUGUUUUAAUGGACAAGAAGUUGAAGAUUUAAUUGGAUGAUGAUAUAACAAUAUACAGUUCUAUACUACCUGUAAUAUUUUAUUGCCAAAAGAAUAUACAUAUAUAUAUAUAUAUACUGCCAUGUAGUUAGGAAUGUUGUAUAAUAAUAAAAUUUUAUUUUGUUUUAUGUUGGUCUAGUAGUGAUGUUAUUUGGAAGAUGAGAUCUUUGUUUUCAUUGUUAACUGUUGUUGUAGAUUUUCUGUUUUUGAUUUGGUUGUGAUUUAAUGAAGUUUUUAAAACACAUAAUGAUGGCAUCAAUAUUCCUGGUUUUAUUUUAGUCAUUAUUUUGUCACUGCAAAUUUUGAUUUAAUUUGCAGGUAUUGCGGCAAUUCCAGCAUAUUUUAAAGUUAUCUACAUUUUGUAUGAUAAUUUCCCUGUUUUACAUAUUUUCCUGCAGAAAGUAUUCUUGGACAGCUUUCUGUAGUAUAAAAUUGUUGAGGGCAUGGGUACAAUUGAUUUUGUUGUUGAAACGACACACAUUCCAGGUAGAACAAGAAAAUGUCCUAUAUAUUUGUUACCUGCAUUGAAGAUAUAAAUUAGGCAUUGAUGUCAAUUCUUUUUAGUUUCAUUGUGGUAUGAAAAAAAAAACUGGUUUGCAAACUGUAUGAGUCCCUAUAACUAUUGACAUCAACAUUUAUGAUUAAUUUUUUAAAUUGAUUUUUAAAAUUAAAACAUGUUUUAUGUACAGUUUAACUGAUCUUAUAAGGGAUUCUCUUUAACAAAUCAAUACGUAACGUCAAUGGCCGUAUAGUGACGUCACAUUUUUCGCGCCAUUUUCAGAUAUUUUUCUUUGCAUAGAGGUAUGAAAAUAUUCUCAACCAAUCAGAAAGCUGCAUUCUGUGUACAAACAAUGGAAAAUUAAUUAUGAUAUGAACGAAUUUUCUCAGAAUUGAUAAUUAUUUUUUUGGCUGAUUAAAAGAAAAUAUGAGUAUACGUACAAUUUAUAUUGUAUAAGCAGUGUAUGAAAAUAAAAUGAAGCUUACAUAUGUAGGAGAAUUAUAAACAGUUUUAAACUCGGAGAAUAACCACUCAAUAACAGUCUUGUUCUGUUUGGUCAAUUUUGUCAACUAUCAUAAUUUUGUAAUUUUGUACAUUUCUACUUGUGUGUUUUUACAUUUGAUUUACAUCCUGUUAGAUCAGACAAACAGUUCUGUGAAAAGAUAAUUGUAUUACAGGUAGUUUUUCAGACUUGUUAUUUUGUACUUUGUAUUUUGUAAAGGUAUAAACUUUUUAAUUGCUUAAAAGUCAAUCUGUCCAAUGAAUUUGCGGCUAAUUUUUGGCCUGUAAUUUUUUUCACAAAAAUAUUUAGUGCCUUUACUACCGUGCCUUUUCAAAUUUUGUUUCACACAAAAUUUUGUUCAGAUGAAUUUUCUUUGAAAAUCAAAAACCCUCCAGUGCCUUUUUAUAAUUCUUUGAAUUUCAUGUAAUUUAUAAUACACUUUAAAUUGUAUGUACAAAAAGUUUACCAUUAAAAUUUUAACUUUUUAUUUUUUAGAAUUUAUCUUAUAUUUACUAUUUUUAUGAAAACUAUUCCUUUAUCUAUAGGUAUUGUUUAUAUUUUAAGAUUAAUAAUGAGAAUUUGAUUUUUCAAUUUAAUUUUAUAAUAGAAUAUUCAUGGUGAGAAAUCAAUUUCUUUUCAAUUUGAUUUUAUAUUUCAAAAAUAAUGUUGAGAAUUUGAUUUCUUUUCAAUUUAAUCUUGAUUUUAAAAUUCAUGUUGAGAAUUUGAUUUCUUUUCAAUUUAAUUUCUUUUUCCUGGUGUCAUUAUAUUGAUUCCUCUGAAUAAUUUGAAGAAUCAAUUCUACCGCUGCCAUUACAAUUACAAUUCUUAAUUGAAUUAUUACAAUUACAAUUCUUAAUUGAAUUAUUUCUUCAUAAUUUUUUCAACAAGUUGAAUUUUGUGGAAUUAAUUGAUACUAUAAAAUCUGUAUAAAAUCAAAAUUACUAUCUAAUGAAUUAAAUAUAAAGUAAAAUUGAUUUGAUUUGAAUUUUUUCGGUUUUUAUAGUGUACACUGUACAUGUAAUGAUUUUUUAAACCAAUGUCAGAUUAUCAUUUUGAAUUAAAUUUAUUAAAGGGAGGUAAUAAAAUUGUCUCCCAUUAAUCAGGUAUCAUUUAAAUAGUUUGUAUCACAUUGCUCAAUUUUACGUUUAAAAGUAUUUUGUGAAAACUGCUGAGGAAUAAAUAUAAAGUUAUGUUAUUUUUACACAUAUACAUGUAUUAUGUAAAGGCCCUGUGUUUAAAAUGUAUAUUUAAUACUGUUAACAAAACAUAUAUAUAUAUUAUGUUAUUUUAAUUAACACACAAUUAAUGCCUUAUUCUACACACCAGAAACGUCUUUUUUUAACCUAAAACUUUCUGAAUAUCUAAUGAUUGAUCCCUUUAGGACUCGCACAAUUAAAUCAGCCAAUCAGCUGGUGUUUCAUGUGAACCAGUCCCUGAGGAAAAUGAGUUUCUUUAGGUUUGUAGCUAUUUCCUGAGUAAAUAACAUAUGAAAUGGGUACUUUCUAUAUAUGAGAAUAAAGAGCAGGUUCUUAGAAAAUCAAAAAUAAACACUCCUACUGAAGAUAGAAUGAUGUAAGGUUCCAGGUGUAAAAAGCCGGGAAUUCCCCAGGUGGGUUCCCGAGUGCACUCUAAAUGUCAGGGUUACUGUCUUCCGAGUACCCGUGUGCUCUUAUAUGCCAUUAAACAUAUACAAUAACACAUUUAUCCGAUAGAAAAAACUUCAAACUUUAAUUUGAUAUAAAUUUCACAUCAUUUGAACUUUAAACGAGCGAAUGAAGGGAUGGAGUCACUAGUAAUAACAUAUAGUAACAUAUUUAGUUGUGUGAGCCCUUAAUUAGUAAAACAGGAUUCACUUAUACCAGUAUCCAGCUAAUCAGAUAUUCUAUAGUAAAACCAUUAAGAAACUUCAUGGCUUCACCAGAUGGUCCAUUAUUUCAAUCAGGAUUUACAAGGUAUUCCUUGGGCAUGCAGUCUUCAAAAUUGUGAAAUCCCUAACCCUCUCUCACAGGGACUUGGCGUGAGUUCCUAACCUCACAGCAUAUGUAUUUGUAUUACAUAUUAUAUAUAAAGACUUGGGUUGGGAUUUGAUGUCAGGCCCCUGUACCCUCUCUUGUUGAAGUAUAAGUAGUAUACAUUCCAACUUUUAUAUUGUUAGUCCCUACUGUAUAUCUAUAUACAUACAGUGUAUAUACAAUCCACGCUCACAUUGUUAAUAUCUUCACAUGUUGUAAUUAUGCUUUUAAAGAUAUACUUUAUAUUAAUGGUGAUUUUGUUUCAUUUAAGAGAAAGUAUUUAGAUUUUUUUUUUAAUUUUAAUUUCUGGGAAAUAUUUUCAUAUUUGAAAGGGAAAGAAAAUGAAAAAAAUAAUUUGUCAGAAUAUAUGGAGUAUUGUUUUCAAAAUCUGAAGGUUGUAAUAAAUUUCUAGUGAGAAGAUGGUAUGUGAGCAGAACCCAUUGACUUUUGGGGAUUAUCCAAGCUGUUAAAACAAAUUUAGAUUUUGAAAUGAUUGGAUGUCAGUAAUAUAUUGUUCUAGAAAUCAUGUAUCUUUUUAAAGAAAAGGGUAGUUGCUUAUAGUUAACUGUACAAAUUUGUGUUAACUUGUUUGUUCAAGAAUUGAUCAUAUACAAGACUUUUGGCUAAAGUUCAAAAUAUCUAGCUUUGUCGAAGUCUUAAACUUCAAGAAAUAAUAUGUCAAAUUCACAACAUAAAAGAAGUUUUGGACCUGUUAAAGUUACAGAUAAAUUUUGAAAUUCAUAGAAAUAGCUUGUUUCAGUAUCUUUUCAGUUCUGGUUACAGAUAGAUACCUACAUUUACCUUUGUGAGGUAUUUCAUCUAUAGGUCUCAAUCCACUUUUGUUAAGUAUAGGAUAUUCUAUAUUUGUUGAAUACAGUCAAAUAGUUUUAAGGUAUUGUAUUUGAAAUCUAUGUAUACAUAGUCAAAUGUUUUAUUUUAAUCUUGAGGGAAAACUAAGUUUUUUUAUGUAAAGUGAAAUUAUGUGAGUUCAGAUGCUAAAUAUAUAUGCCUUAAUAUCUUCCAUGUGGACCAGAUUUAUACACCGCUGUUAUUUUACAUAUGUCCAUGUUGUAUCAUAUAUAAUGACUAAAAAAUAAAUAAGUGUAUCAUUA